AUGGCGACACAUCAAGAGCAUGAUGCUCCCUCAGUGGACAAUGCGACAUCAUAUACAGUGGAAUCCGAUAACUCUACACCGGCAGUAAGCGAUCAAUUCACGGGCGAUCCUGAAAAGGGCAAGGAAACAGGCGACACGGGUAUCAUGGAGUCGCACGAGGUCAGCGCAGAGGCUAUGACGGAGAAAUCCAAUGCGCCUCCGGCUGGACCUCCUGGUAUUGGUCCACCACCAGAUGGAGGGCUCCAUGCCUGGAUGACAGUCUUGGGGGGCUUCUGCGGUCUAUUUGUCAGUUUUGGCUGGAUUAACUGCAUUGGUGUCUUUCAGACAUACUAUGAAAGCAAUCAGCUCAGCAACUUCUCUCCCAGUACGGUAGCUUGGAUCACCUCAGUGGAGACUUUUGUCAUGUUCUUCGCAGGCCCAAUAUUUGGAACCCUUUUUGAUAGCUAUGGCCCACGAUGGAUUCUACUAGGCGGAACCCUUUUACACGUUUUCGGCCUUAUGAUGACCUCUCUCUCCACUGAAUACUAUCAGUUCAUUCUUGCGCAAGGUAUCUGCAGUGCACUUGGCGCAAGUGCUGUUUUCAACGCCUGCGUAAACUCGGUCAGUACAUGGUUUGCAAAGCGCCGCGCUUUCGCCCUUGGUGUGAUGGCUGCUGGUUCGAGUUUGGGUGGUGUUAUUUUCCCAAUCAUGGUCUCGCAUUUGAUUCCCGAGGUUGAUUUCCCGUGGGCUAUGAGAAUUUGCGCGUUUUUGAUUCUCUUCAUGCUUGGUAUUUCCAACCUGACUCUCAGGUCGCGACUGACUCACACGAAAAAGCCCGUUCACCUUAUGAACUUUGUCCGGCCACUAAAGGAUAUUAAAUUCGUUUUAACGGUUGCGGCUUCCUUCUGCUUCUUCUGGGGCAUGUUCUUGCCUUUCACUUUUGUGAUCACUCAGGCUGAGGAGUAUGGCAUGUCGUCCAACAUGUCGCAGUAUCUUAUUCCAAUUUUGAACGCUGCCAGUAUCUUCGGUCGUACCGUUCCGGGCUACCUAGCAGAUCGAGUUGGACGAUACAACGUCAUGAUUUUCUUCAGUUAUUUCUCUGGCAUUCUGGUGCUAGCCUUGUGGCUUCAGUCCCGUGGAAAUGCCCCAGCAAUCGUGUUCUGUGCCCUUUACGGCUUCGGUUCCGGUGCAUUUGUGUCGCUUGCGCCGGCAAUCAUUGCCCAGAUUUCCGACUUGCGUGAGGUCGGUGUUCGUAACGGCACUUGCUUCUCUAUCAUCUCCUUUGCGGCUCUCACUGGUACCCCUAUUGGUGGAGCCCUUGUCCCAAGUGUGUUGACCGAUUCUUAUACAAACCUGCAAAUUUUCGCAGGUGUGACCAUGGUGGCUGGAGCGACGUUGUUUGUGGUUGCCAGAAUCGUGGUGGGAGGUGUCAACUUCAACAAGAUAUAA
This is a messenger RNA of Penicillium malachiteum, 1428 nucleotides long. RefSeq names its product MCT family MFS transporter. Gene Ontology annotation, biological process: transmembrane transport. The transcript is spliced from 4 exons. The record is from RefSeq and is a predicted model, not a curated record. Gene Ontology annotation, molecular function: transmembrane transporter activity. Gene Ontology annotation, cellular component: fungal-type vacuole membrane. NCBI's taxonomy places the organism in Eukaryota, Fungi, Ascomycota, Eurotiomycetes, Eurotiales, Aspergillaceae. The coding region runs from base 1 to 1428 and encodes 475 amino acids.